AUGCUCCUCGUUCCUCCACAACUAUCAGAAACAGAAGCGACCACAAGCUCGACGAUAUCUGUCCCUUGGGAGAACUGCAAGUUUGCCUCUGAAGACCUUCACCCUGUGCUCAUCAUGUUAAGGAUACAGGCUCCGUUGCAUUAUCAUCCGAUGACCGCCGGACCAAGAUGGCGCAUCUGCGCCUGCGGGAACAUUCAGCAAGGAACUUCUUCCCUGCACGACGCCGAGGUGAAUUCCUCUAGAUACGGCGAAAGGAAGGGGAACCGGAAACACCCGGGCGCCUACAUUGACAAAGAUGGUGAAGCGCGGACCUUCGACCGGAAGAAAAUAUCGCGGAAAAGAGGGGGCGCAAUGAGAGGCCGCGGCUGGAAGUACGGCUCCGGGUUCGUGGACGGCGUCUUCCCGGUGCUCAGCCCCAUGGCGCAGGACAUCCUGGAGCUCGUGCAGAAGGGUACAGACGCCGCCAAGGUCUGGGAGGCGCUGGACAGCGUCCCUCCCACGCACGCCCUGUGGGACGACGUCCUCAACGUCGCCGUCCAGCUCCGCCUGAGCCGGCAGUGGGAUCCCGUCAUCUCAGUCUGCGAGUGGAUCGUGCACCGGAGCUCCUUCCGCCCGGACGUGGUCUGCUACAACCUGCUCAUCGACGCGUACGGCCGGCGGCGGCGGCUGGGCAAGGCGGAGGCCAUGUACGCGGCGCUGCUGGAGGCCCGGUGCGUGCCGACGGAGGACACCUACGCCCUCCUCCUGCGCGCCUACUGCAACGCCGGGUCGCUGCACCGGGCCGAGGGCGUCAUCUCCGAGAUGCGGGAGCACGGCAUCCCUCCGAGCGCGACCGUGUACAACGCGUACCUCGAUGGGCUGCUCAAGGCGAGGUGCUCCGAGAAGGCGGUGGAGGUGUACGAGAGGAUGAAGCGGGAGCGGUGCCGGACCAACACGGAGACGUACACCCUCAUGAUCAAUGUCUACGGGAAGGCACGUCAGGCAACUUUUUCGCUAUGGAAAUGUCUUCAUCACCUGACUGAAAAAAGUGUGUUGUUUUCGAUGAUCACCAUUCUUGAGAACUUGUUCUUGUGUCAAUUGCAGUCGAAGCAGCCGAUGUCGGCGAUGAAGGUGUUCAAGGAGAUGCAGUCGCUGGGGUGCAAGGCCAACAUCUGCACCUACACGGCGCUGGUGAACGCGUUCGCCAGGGAAGGGCUGUGCGAGAAGGCCGAGGAGGUGUUCGAGGAGAUGCAGCAGGCCGGGCACGAGCCCGACGUCUACGCCUACAACGCCCUCAUGGAGGCCUACAGCCGCGCAGGGUUCCCGCAGGCCGCCUCGGAGAUCUUCUCCCUGAUGCAGCACAUGGGGUGCGAGCCCGACAGAGCUUCCUACAACAUCCUGGUGGACGCCUACGGGAGAGCCGGCCUCCACCGAGAGGCGGAGGCGGUGUUCGAGUCGCUGAAGCGGCAGGGGAUGGCGCCGACGAUGAAGUCGCACAUGCUGCUGCUGGCGGCGCACGCCCGGUCCGGCAACGUGGCGCGGUGCGAGGAGGUGAUGGCGCAGCUGCACAAGUCGGGGCUCGCCCCGGACACCUUCGCGCUCAACGCCAUGCUCAACGCCUACGGCCGCGCCGGCCGCCUCGGCGACAUGGAGCGGCUGCUCGCCGCCAUGGAACGCCGGGGGACGAGCGACGUGGGCACGUACAACGUGGCGGUGAACGCCUACGGCCGCGCCGGGUACCUGGAGCGGAUGGAGGCGGCGUUCGCGUCGCUGGAGCGGCGGGGCCUCGCCGCCGACGUGGUGACCUGGACGUCCCGCAUGGGCGCCUACGCCAGGAAGAAGGAGUACCGGCGGUGCCUCGAGAUCUUCGAGGAGAUGGUGGACGCCGGGUGCUACCCGGACGCCGGGACCGCCAAGGUGCUCGUCGCGGCCUGCUCUGACGAGCGGCAGGUGGAGCAGGUCACCGCCAUCGUCAGGUCCAUGCACAAGGAGGCCAAGACCUUGUUCACCAUAUGA
Triticum turgidum subsp. durum (durum wheat) is the source of this 1995-nucleotide messenger RNA. The record is from the annotation of a GenBank genome assembly. Lineage: Eukaryota; Viridiplantae; Streptophyta; Magnoliopsida; Poales; Poaceae.